Molecule: messenger RNA, 940 nt
Organism: Neomonachus schauinslandi (Hawaiian monk seal)
Lineage: Eukaryota; Metazoa; Chordata; Mammalia; Carnivora; Phocidae
Product: angiopoietin-related protein 5-like
Exons: 7
Coding region: 79-900 (273 amino acids)
Source: RefSeq, a predicted model, not a curated record
GUCUGACGAAACCAGGUGAAACCCACGGCCGUGAACUGGACUGGGCCGUGAUCUUCCUGUCACAGAGGCGCGUGAAGCAUGGCUGCCUGCCCUGUGCUGAGUCUUGCCGCUCUCCUCUUCCUCUCUGCGCCCCAGGCCAGCUCCAUGGUGCGGUAUCGACAGCUGGUGCCGGUGGUGCUUCUGGAACCCCAAGGGAGGGACUGCUCUCAUAUCUGGGUGGAGAGCCCCAGGGCCCGCAGUGGUGUGUACACCAUCCAGCCAGAGGGAGCCAGCGCCCCCUUCAAGGUUCUCUGUGACAUGCGCACGGACGGUGGCUGGACGGUGAUUCAGAGCCGAGACCGGGGCCGGCGGAGGCCCCUGGACUUUGAGAGGUGCUGGCAGGAGUACAAACGAGGCUUCGGAGACCUGAGAGGUGACCACUGGCUGGGGCUGGAGCACAUCUCUGGCCUGACCUCCCAGCCGGGCCUGCGCUCAGAGCUGGUGGUGGAUCUCCUGGACACGGACAACCACACACUUCAGGCUCACUAUGAUAACUUCCACGUGGACAAGGAGGACCAGUUUUACCAGCUGACCCUCGGCCUGUACUCGGGGAACGCAGGGGACGCGUUCCGGGGCUUGGGCCAGACGGACAACCAGGAGGGCUGUGGCUUCAGCACGCUGGACCGCGACCAUGACCACUGCACGCCCUGUACGGAUGGCGCCCGGACCUUCACCAGCUGCAGCCACGAUCGCUCGGGAGCCGGAUGGUGGUACAGCGCCUGCGGCCACGCGGACCUCAACGGGCCAUGGCCGGAGCACGCAGGGGCCGCCUCCGGCAUGCGCUGGGCCGCGGGCGACCACCAGCCCGCCCUGCGCGCCAGCGUGCUGCGCGUGCGCACCACUGCUUCCCGCAAGGCCUAGGCCCCCACCCAUCCGUGGCCGAGCCUCAUUAAAUGUUCAA